AUGGCCUGCACGCUUCUGGCGCUUGGCAAUCACGAGAUCGCCAAUGGCGACGAGAGCUGGACCGAGUAUCUAGAGGGCUCCAGUUGCGUCGUGACCUACACCGAGGCGGUGUACUUCACGGUCCUCAGCAUUACUUCGGUCGGCUAUGGCGAUCAGAUGGUGACCACCGUCGAGAAGGCUCUGAAUUCUCUGUUCCUGCUGCUCGCCCAGCUGUUCACCGCCAAGGUGUGCGCGGACCUGACGUGGCUCACGUCGACCCGCAACUACUGGGAGGCGCACAACCAGGCGAAGCAGGCCCAGACCUGGACCGCGCUGCAGAAGAUGGCGGUGCCGCCCGUGCUGGCGCGCCCGGGGAUGCGAACAGCAGAGCGCCUCCCCGGGGCGGGCUGGGUGCGGGAGUCGGACGGGGCGGCGAGGGGGGCGGUCGAGGUCGCCAACGUGGCACCGCGCGGGGGCGACUCCAACAUCAGCGCGACGUCGCGCGUCUCGCCGUGCAUCACGGCACACUGCGGCUGCCGCAAGAACGAGGAGUGGUUGACCUGGUGCUGCCACUGCAAGAAGCCGCUGGUCCUCGUCCAGGCGACAGGCGGUGCCUCGGCCAGCGUACGCUCGGCGUCUGGGAGCCGAGGCGCGACCCUCGGCCCUGGGUGA
Prorocentrum cordatum is the source of this 651-nucleotide messenger RNA. Lineage: Eukaryota; Dinophyceae; Prorocentrales; Prorocentraceae. The record is from the annotation of a GenBank genome assembly.